GUGAUUGAUUCCUCAAUCCCUCACAGCUUGUUUGUACUUGUGAGCUCAUUGAGCUAGAAUCUGCUGACUUUGCUAACAUUCGUAUGUACUUUUCGUAUAUUAAUUAGUGAUCUAUCAUUGGCCGAAAAUCGAGUUGCGUUGUGCUGCGUGACUGACAUCCGAAGAUCAUGUGGAGAACAUGAGGAGACUCCUGAGCCAUCCUCAAACAAUAAUUGUCUCUAGGUUCGGAGAUAGUCUCCAACUGUCUGCCGUUAUAAAUUGAACAUACUCAUCUUGUCUUGUCACUUUCCCUCGAAUUCCCACCCUUCACACAAGGAGAGAGCUUCUUCUGUUUUAGUGAUAAAAGGACACGAACACAUUCACCAAGUGGAUUCGUUUCCUCAAGAGCAGAGAGGUCUUCUUGCUCGUCAGUCCAUUUAGGUGACUAGACAUCCACACACCUUGAUCAUGGGGGACCCUACCUUGCUCUCCACGACAUCCUCCGAUGCCUCGUCAACCAAAAGCACAAAAUCUUCAUCACCAUGGAUAACCACUCUCAAGCUCUUGGCAGUCCUUGCUUUGUUAUACAUUUUCAUAUGUUCCUUGGAUCUCCUCUCAGUCGCUUUCCAGCUUUUAGCUGGAAAAGGUGCAGGCGACUUCUUGGGCAGCGGAAGCGCCAUCAUCGAGAAUCCUAUCAUGGGCUUGAUGAUUGGGAUCAUGGGAACUGUUAUUCUCCAGAGCAGUUCCACUUUCACCUCGAUCGUUAUUUCCAUGGUGGGUGGAGAUGUACUUCAACCGGACCAAGCCGUUUUCAUCAUCAUGGGUGCAAAUAUUGGCACUUCGGUCACCAAUACCAUCGUGUCCUUGACUCAAGCCGCAGAUCGUGCUCAAUUUGAGAGAGCCUUCUCGGCUGCCACUGUUCACGAUAUGUUCAAUUGGUGCGCAGUCAUUGUUCUCCUUAUUUUGGAGGUUUCCUUUCACAUUUUGGACAAGUUGUCUAAGAUGUUGGCAGAUGCUCUGGCAGGCACGGAUGGCAAGAAAAUCAAGAUUCUUCAGUACAUCACCGAACCGCUCACACACUUGAUUGUUAGGAUAGAAGAAGAUGUCCUGGACCUUUGGGCUCAAGGCAAUUGUCAGAAUUGCACCCUCCUCAAAGUAUAUUGUCCCCCUCCCGAGGAAUACAACUACACGAUGUUGCCUUUGACACCCGAUCUUGGUUUUGAGGAAUGCCAACAUUUUUUCAAUCUAUUCGACCACGUACAGGAUUGGGUAGCUGGAUUAGUGCUGCUGAUCUUCUCUUUGGCCAUUUUAUGUGGUGCUCUUUUAUUGAUGGUGAAACUCCUCAACUCGGUUCUCAGUGGAGCCUUAUCCACCGUAAUAAACAAAGUGUUGAAUCCCAAGUUCAAGAGCAAAGGUGUGAACUACUUAUGGGGUUAUGUCAACAUCUUGGUUGGAGCUGUGAUGACAUUUAUCGUUCAGUCCAGCUCAGUUUUCACAUGCACCAUGACCCCAUUGGUGGGUUUGGGUUUGGUGGAGGUCGACACGUGUUAUCCACUCUUUUUGGGCGCGAAUAUCGGCACUACCACCACCAGCAUCCUCGCUGCCAUGGCCCAAUCUGGUUCUGGGGUCCACAACGCCCUUCAAGCUUCCUUCGUUCAUUUGUUCUUCAACUUAUUUGGCAUCGCCUUGUUUUAUCCCAUUCCGUUCAUGAGGUUCCCUUUGCCUUUGUGCAAAGCGCUGGGACGAACCACGGCCAAAUAUCGGUGGUUUGCCGUUUGGUACCUAAUCUUCAUGUUCCUUCUCAUGCCAUUGGUGGUGAUGGCCUUAUCCUUGGUGGCCAUCCUGUUCUACGUUGUUAUGGGAUUAGUGGUGUUAGGCCUGAUUUUCAUUGGCAUUGUCAACUACAUGCAGAACAGUCACUCAAAGAAACUUCCACGCCUAUUAAGGGACUGGGAGUUCUUACCAGAGGCUCUUCACUCGCUCGAACCUUAUGACAGGGUAAUCUCAAAAUGGAGCUGUGUGGCCAAACUAAACGACAAAAACAUCAGUGAAAGCCACAUGAACCUCGCCACAGAUCUGAAAGAGUCAAAGAACACUAUUCCUGAGAAAAGUGGAUUGGACAACGAGGCCAUGAUGGGCUUUUAGAGUUCAGCCAAUGAUCAAGUUCAAAAUAAAUCAAUAAUUGUUUCCUUUUUAAACAA
This is a messenger RNA of Tigriopus californicus, 2180 nucleotides long. RefSeq names its product sodium-dependent phosphate transport protein 2B-like. The coding region runs from base 448 to 2124 and encodes 558 amino acids. The record is from RefSeq and is a predicted model, not a curated record. Gene Ontology annotation, cellular component: membrane. Gene Ontology annotation, biological process: sodium-dependent phosphate transport. Gene Ontology annotation, molecular function: sodium:phosphate symporter activity. Lineage: Eukaryota; Metazoa; Arthropoda; Copepoda; Harpacticoida; Harpacticidae. The transcript has 7 exons.